ACCAGGUGUGUCUUUUGUCUCCUUUAGACCAGGUGUGUUGUGUCUUCUUCAGACAAGGUGUGUCUCAUGUCUCCUUCAGACCAGGUGUGUCUCAGGUGUCGUCAUGCCGUGGCUGCUGUCCUCUCAGGUGGAGCAUCUGUCAUCGUCUCCGUCUCAGCGUCAGUGUGAGCGGACCUCGUUCUCCUUCUACUGCGCUGUGCGUGAGCAGCUUCCGGUCUGGCAGCUGGAGGACAUGCGCCGUAUGGAGGUCUUCAGUUGGGAGGACGGGCGUCCUCGAGCCUUCCUGCCGUCUGAGGCGCUGCUGUACGCGCUCGUCCACGACCAUCAGGAUUACGCUCGCUACCUGCUCAACAAGUACUCAGUGAGUGCGCUCAUGCCGCCGCGCUGCAGCUUCUGCUGCCGCCGCAGUAGUGGCGCACAGCACCUCACCGUUGCGGUGCGCUACAACCGUGUGUCUAUCCUCAGCAUGAUGGUGGCGGUUCUGAAGGACUGUCACGUGGGGGAGGACUUCCUGGACAGUCGUGACGGCUGCUCGCACGAGGCAGACGCAGGAAAGACGGCGGUGCAGCUGGCGGUGGAACUGUCGCGGCCAGACUGUCUGCUUCUCCUGCUGGUUCACGGUGCGCUGCCCACUGGCCUCGACGCCGCGCUGCAGCGACUCGUCUCCUCUGACAACUUGGACCGCCGCUGUGCGCAGCGCUGCCUCGAUUUCCUGCUGCUCUACCUGCCCAAACCGCCGGCGCUAUGCUGCCUGCAGGAGGAGCCGCAUCGCUGGCAAAGCCUGCUGGGAAAUGAAAUGUUCAGCUGGCUGUGUGGUUUGGCUCCACCCCCCCUCCUAUUGCAGGCACUCAGGUGUUUGGCUCGGUCCGGCCCGGAUCAGAUCACCGCGCUGCCCGACUUCCUGCAGCUGCACAGCUGGCAGUGA
Molecule: messenger RNA, 925 nt
Organism: Anoplopoma fimbria (sablefish)
Lineage: Eukaryota; Metazoa; Chordata; Actinopteri; Perciformes; Anoplopomatidae
Gene: ankrd9
Product: ankyrin repeat domain 9
Exons: 1
Coding region: 104-925 (273 amino acids)
Source: RefSeq, a predicted model, not a curated record